This is a messenger RNA of Ipomoea nil (Japanese morning glory), 1380 nucleotides long. Its product is annotated as heat stress transcription factor B-4-like. Bases 40 to 1194 code for a protein of 384 amino acids. The transcript has 2 exons. The record is from RefSeq and is a predicted model, not a curated record. Gene Ontology annotation, biological process: regulation of transcription by RNA polymerase II. Gene Ontology annotation, cellular component: nucleus. NCBI's taxonomy places the organism in Eukaryota, Viridiplantae, Streptophyta, Magnoliopsida, Solanales, Convolvulaceae. Gene Ontology annotation, molecular function: RNA polymerase II cis-regulatory region sequence-specific DNA binding; DNA-binding transcription factor activity.
GGUGGAAAAGAAUAGCUAGGGUGUUCUUGUUGUUCAUCAAUGGCGUUGAUGCUUGACAAUUGCGAAGGAAUAUUACUAUCUCUAGACUCCCACAAAUCAGUCCCCGCUCCGUUUCUCACCAAAACGUAUCAGCUAGUUGACGACCCCGCCACCGACCAUAUAGUCUCUUGGGGAGAAGACGACACCACCUUCGUCGUCUGGCGGCCGCCGGAGUUCGCACGUGACCUCCUCCCUAACUAUUUCAAGCACAACAACUUCUCCUCCUUCGUCCGCCAGCUCAACACUUACGGUUUUAGGAAGAUAGUGCCUGAUAGAUGGGAGUUCGCUAACGAGUUCUUCAAGAGAGGGGAGAAGCACUUGCUGUGCGAGAUCCACCGGAGAAAGACGGCUCAGCCGCCGCCUCCAUCGCCGGUCGGCCACCACCAGCAACACUUCAACUAUCCCAUCACCAGUUCGCCGCCUUUCUUCCAGUACCCGAGCCGGCUCAGCAUUUCGCCGCCGGACUCCGAUGAGCAGCUCACAACGCCCUAUACUAAUAAUAAUAAUACCAAAAAUAGCAGUUGGUGUGACUCCCCAAUAUCUGUCACUUUCUCCGCCGCCAGCGCCGGCGCUGGCGGCGGAGGGUGCUUCGGCGGCGGCUCCGUGACGGCGCUUUCGGAGGAUAACGAGCGGCUGAGGAGAAGCAACAAUAUGCUAAUGUCGGAGUUGGCUCAUAUGAGGAAGCUUUACAAUGACAUAAUUUACUUCGUUCAGAACCAUGUGAAGCCUGUAACUCCGAGCAACUCUUACCCUUCCUCUUUGCUCCAACCACCGUCUGCCGCCGCCGCUGCCGCCGCCAACCCAAUCAUUUCUUCUUCUUCUCCGAUGGCCCAAAAGCCUCUGAGUCAACUCAUCACCUAUCAUCAUCAUCAUCAACAACCCACAAACCCUAAACGCCAAGGUGGCAGUCUCAUCAAUCUCACCUCCCAAACACCACAAAUCGUUGAAGUGGCGGCGGCCGGCGAGAGUGAUCUGGGAAGAACAAAGCUGUUCGGGGUUCCUCUCCAGUCAAAGAAAAGACUCCACCCAGACAACCAAUACCCAUCUUCCACACCUCCUUCCUCCAUGGAGAUCACCAAUCACAAAGCUCGAGUACUGGCGUUGGAAAAAGAUGACUUGGGCUUGAAUCUCAAGCCCCCAUCUUCAUGUUCGUAGGACUUCCAUUAAUCCCAUUCAAGAAAGAUCAAGUUUUUUUUUUUUCUUAGUUUUAUUCUCCCUUUUCUUCCAUAUUUCCCUGAGGAGUCCAAGGAAGAGUCUCUGAUGAUGAGAUGAGACGAAUGUUUGAUUUCUUUGUGUUUGUGUGUGUAAAUAUAUGACUUUAGUAGUUGCAGUUUAUCAUCU